AUGCCGGACCCUGGGGCAGCUGCCGGGCAGCUCCACAGGGGGAGGACCCCGAGCGCAGCCAGGCGGAAUCUCUCCAUGGACCCGCAAGACGCAGAAGCGGUCGCCCUGCAGGAGAUUGUGGUGGCUGGGGCCAUCAAUCAGCAGAUCCAACAGGCAGACGGAAGGAACACCGGCGCGAAUGCGAGCAGCGGACCAAAUUACAGUUUCGCAGCUCCGACACACGGGAGAGGAAACACAUUGAGACCCAGCAACCUCCCAGGCCCACAGCAUGCGGACUCCAAACCCCAGCAGUGGGAGCAACCACCAGGGGAUGAAAGCAGGGGCCGGCAGGGCAAGGCGGCCAGAUCUGGCGUGGAGGGAGGCAACGCCUCCGUGCACCGGCUGGCGGCUGACUCAACCCGCAGCAGCCAGGAGGGCGGCGGCCGGCGCCGGCCGACCCCCAAGGGGAUUCCCCCGUCUCCUGGGAGUUGGUGGAAGUUCAAUGAGGAUCUGGACGAUGAGGCCAAGGCGACAAAGCCCUUCUGGCGGCGGUGGAAGUUCUACCGGACCACCUUUCUCUUCCUCACCAGUUUUGCGCUGAUCGUGGCGGGGGUUCUGCUGCGCGUGCUGAACACUCAGGGGCUGCCCACCGGCAAGAACGCGCCGCCCAUCAACGGCUGGCAGCGAUUCAAGGCGGAGCUGCGGGACUUUGAGCUGUGGCGCUGGUUCUUCUUCUUCGGCGGCCUGGCCCCGAUCUGGUGGUUUGGCGACUUUGUGGUCCGGCUGCUCGUCUUCCUGGUGGAGAGCGCCUUUCUCAACACCAAGAAUGUCAUGUACUUCCUGGUCGCCAUCCGGAAACCAUUCGGCCACUUUGUGAGGGCGGUGCUCCUGAUGCCGCUGUAUGUGCCUUUGUUCUCACCCAAGGCCUACUCCUCGGAUACUGCCUCCACCGUCUAUGUGUACGUGCUCAAGGCGAUAGCGUGCCUGAUCCUGUUCACGUUUGCGAAUGUGCUGUCGACGCUGCUGGCCAAGAUGAUGGCCUCGCAUUUCCACAAGGCCACCCACUUCCAUAAAAUGCAGGAGGCAAUCCGCAAGGAGUAUUACCUCUCGGUGCUAUCGGCGCCGCGGCCGGGCCGGGGCCCGCGCCAGCCGUUUUCCAGUGACGUGGACCUCUACAAAAUGGGCUCUACCGGCAUGAAUUGCAGCGGCAGCGACGGGGAAGGAAUUGGACUUGCCGGCUCAAAACUCAACCGCAGCACUGUCUUCUCCAAUCAACUCUACAACGCCCUGGUUGCGCCGGUGGCAAAAGUGCUGCCAGGCGGGCAGGGCCGAGCGGCAUCAGCGCCCCUCAACUUCAGCUUCCACAGCGCCACCGGAGCGAGCCCCCCGCACCGAGAGGGGGGUCUCCAGCCCACAGCUGCAGCCUCGGGCCCCUCGGGUGCACCCCCCUCUAUUGCUACCCCCGAUGGCUCAGCCGCAGGGAUCAUCUUUUCGAAUCCGCUGGCGCUGCCUCCCGUGAGCGCGCCGCCGAUUCAGGUCCCCCACACUGUGGCGUCCCCCCCGCGGCGGCCACCGGCGCUACCGGAAGGGGUACCGCCGACGCCUAGACUGGCCGCGCAUGCCAAGGAGAACCUCAGCCUGCCCAAUGGCCCUGAGCUCUCGCUGGCAAUGCCAACCCUGGACAAAGAAGCGCCAGUGAAUGCGACGACUGAUGAUUACUACGGCCCCGGCAACGCUGAGAGGGUGGCGGCUGCGCGCGCGAGCGCCAGGAGGAAGCUGCUUAGUAAUUCCAGCCGUGACUCAUUCACCACCGCCCCGGACACCACCCCCGGCUCCGCUGCAGGCGCGCAGAACGCGCAGCAUCCCGCUACCCUGACGAGGCUGAUCUGGCGGCGUUCUCUGCUGAGGUGGCGCCUCUACCUCAGCAUAGCGCUCGCAGCAGCCAGCGCCGACUCUUCAGCAGCAGCCCUUUUUCGCGCAAGGCAAGAUUUCCAUUUUGUUGGCACCGCAGAGGUCGAGAGGUCGGAGGGAAGCCGGCAGAAGCUGCUCAAUCCGCUGGCCAAGGAGGGCAGCGGAGCAUUCCACAAGUUUUCCUCCAUCUCCUUGGGGCAGCAGAAGUUCAGCCCCGAAGACCUCAUUGUUGAAACCAUCGCCAACUCUGAAAAGCCACCGGACCUGCGGGAGGGGGAUGCAAAGGGUGAGGCGAUGGCGGCGCGGCUGCAUGCGGUGGAGAAGCACCUGCGCAAGAACCCGCUGCAGGGGGGACUCUUCGUCGACAAACUCCAGCGCUCCACGUCCAAGAAGGGCGUCCAGGAAGCUGCGGAGAAGCAGGCAAAGCGAGUGGCAUUCUACAUCUACUGGAACCUGAAGCCCUUCUCCAACCGCAAAUACCUGGUAGCCGAAGACUUCGAAGAAGUUCUGCCCCUUGAGCAGUCGCGCGAGGCUUUUCGAAUUCUGGACCAGGAUGCCAACGGGAAGCUAACUCCUCGGGAGCUCUGCCAGGGGGUGUGCGAGAUUUUCAGGGAGCGGACAAAUCUGGCAAUCCAGCUGAAGGAUACCAAGACGGUAGUGGGCCGACUGAAGUUUGUCAUCUCCAUCAUUCUGCACAUCCUCUUUGCCUUCUUCUACCUCACCAUCUACAAUGUGGACAUCCAGAAAGUGUGGCUGCUGUUCUCGUCUGUCGUUCUGGCGUUCGCAUUCGUAUUCGGAAACUCGAUCCGCCAGCUGUACGAGGCAGUCAUCUUCCUAUUUGUCAUCCACCCCUAUGACGUCGGCGACUGGCUCAUGAUCGACGGCAACCAAUACCAGGCAAGUUUAUAUCCCUUCCCCACCCUUGUUGAGGAGAUAAGCCUUGCAACGACCACCAUCAGGGGAGCAGACAUGGUGAGGCAGUACUACCCCAACACAAAGAUGACCGCAUCUUCCAUCGCAAAUCUCUCGCGCUCAGACAACAAGUACGAGAUAUUCAAGAUCCCGGUGGGCCUGGGCACUCCAAGCCAAGUGGUGGAGGCGGUGACUCGCCGUGUGGACGAGCAUUUGAAAUCGAACAAGCUGGAGUUUACGGGCAACCGGGACAUCGUGUUCAAGGAGAUUACGGAGACGAUGCCCAUCCGCAUGCUCAUCCUGGUCGCAGUGCAGAUGUCUCACACCGGCUCGGACGUGGGACGAACGCUGCGCGCGCGGUCGGCGAUUCUGACUGUGGUCAAUGACACGCUGCAAGGCAUGGGCGUGUUCAAGGACGGGGAGCUGCAUGCCUUUGUCGAGGACGCCCCCUGA
Coccomyxa subellipsoidea C-169 is the source of this 3255-nucleotide messenger RNA. RefSeq lists its product as hypothetical. Gene Ontology annotation, cellular component: plasma membrane. NCBI's taxonomy places the organism in Eukaryota, Viridiplantae, Chlorophyta, Trebouxiophyceae, Coccomyxaceae. The transcript is spliced from 23 exons. The coding region runs from base 1 to 3255 and encodes 1084 amino acids. Gene Ontology annotation, molecular function: calcium ion binding; mechanosensitive monoatomic ion channel activity. The record is from RefSeq and is a predicted model, not a curated record. Gene Ontology annotation, biological process: monoatomic anion transport; transmembrane transport.